This is a messenger RNA of Fomitopsis serialis, 2769 nucleotides long. RefSeq lists its product as uncharacterized. Bases 1 to 2769 code for a protein of 922 amino acids. Lineage: Eukaryota; Fungi; Basidiomycota; Agaricomycetes; Polyporales; Fomitopsidaceae. The transcript is spliced from 8 exons. Gene Ontology annotation, cellular component: nucleus. Gene Ontology annotation, biological process: DNA-templated transcription; regulation of DNA-templated transcription. Gene Ontology annotation, molecular function: zinc ion binding; DNA binding; DNA-binding transcription factor activity, RNA polymerase II-specific. The record is from RefSeq and is a predicted model, not a curated record.
AUGCAGAGAUGCGACGCUGCGCGCCCGACGUGCCAGCAAUGUGUUAAGGCUAACACACCGACGGAGUGCGUAUAUGGUCAAGGCGCAGAAACAUCGGGAAUCCAACUGCUCGAGGAACGGAUCAGUCGACUCCAGGGACGUAUCAGGUUUCUCGAGAGCAACACUGCAGGACCAGUAUUGCUACACGAUCCGUAUCCUCAAGCCCGCACCAGUCAGUCAGCAACACCGGCUAACAGAGAGCGUCGUGUACUUCCCCCUGCUACGACUCAGGCUUUAAUGCGGUCGUUCUCUAGCGGUGCUUCGCAGGUUGGAUUUUUCUUGCACGUGUCUCGCUUCUUGCAGCGCACGUCGGCUUUGCCCCUGUCCACGUCCCCCACGCAUGCAUCGACUCUCAUCAAUGCGGUCUAUCUCCUUGGCGCCUACUUUUCCACGGACAUCAAUUUACAAACCCUCCAGGAAGACUUCCUGGCAUACGCCAUGGAGGAUCUCUCGUCUACGCUCGUAGACUUGCAGCCGGCCGCGAUCAUGGACGUCUUGCAGGCCGAGGUGCUCCUCGCGUACUACUUUUUCUGCAACAACCGCACUGUCGAGGGUGUCUACCACAUGGACGCUGCCUCAGCGAUUGUGCUCGCGAGCAGGUUGCACCAGAUCCGCAGUGCGCGCUAUGCAGCGGUGGCGGGCGACGCUUCGUCUAGGUACCAGCUCACCCCGCCUACCGACCCCAUCGACGAAGGACAGCGGAUCAAUGCGUUCUGGGUUACGUUCAUACUCGACCGCAACUGGUCCAUCGCGCUAGGCAGGACGACCGUUCUCACCGACGACGAGCCGAGGGGCACCGAGAUUGACACUCCGUGGCCACGGUGCAUCGAGAUGUACGAAAGUAGCCCUGCGGCCAUGCACGCGAAAGCCUCGGUGCUGUACAGCGCCGCCGCCCGAAUCGCCGCUCAGUUCGGCACUAUGAACAACGUGUUUCCUACGGACUGGCAAGAGUUGAUCAACCGUGUUGCGCAAUUUCAGCAGGCUAUGCCAUCGAUGGACCGCAUCCACCCCGCGCGACAGGAUCUCUACAUCAAGAUAUUGCUCAUCAGCCUGCUCGUGCACUGUGCGACCAUAGAGCUGCACCAGCCCCUCGAGGUGCGAGGUACUGGGAUCGUGCCGAACUCUAGGAGCCUCACUGCCGCUCUCGCUGCCGUGGACGUGCUGAGCCGCAUCAAUAUUGGGGGGAUAGCGCACGUCGAUCCGAUCGUUGGCGUAAGUCGAUCAACUCUCGUAGAUACCGGCCGUGCUUACUUACGUCGUUACAGGUACACUUCCUCGGCCACUCCGCCUCUGUCACGGAAACGGUGGACCACCGACGACGCCAAAGUUCAUGUCCUCGAUGAUCGGUCGGUGACGACAAAAGACGUUUACUCCUCAGCUAUGUUCUGCGACAACCUACUUCGUUGCUUUACGAAUGUAGAGGUAGUCAACACCGUGCGUCGCGCGUCCACGCCUAGGAGUGGCAUGGCCGGUUGCAUUCCAUCGCAUAGCCAUAACUCCAGCAUGAAGACCAUCUCACGUGUCGUGACCACUUUGCAGAGGUGCGAUGGGGUCCGUCCGACGUGCUACCAGUGCGAGAAGGCCGGUGUACACGACGACUGCAUCUACGGCGGAGAGUCCAAGUUUCACGGGGCGCAGCUUCUCGAGGACAAAAUCAGUCAACUCAAGUCGCGGAUCGCUCAGCUCGAAGGCAACACGUCAGGUCCUGUCCUCCUACACGACCCGUACGCACUUUUUCACAAACGGCAACAAGGACGGUCUGUACGCAGCAGAAACCGUCAAGAAGUUCCAGUGGAAACCUUACAUGCCCUCGUGCACUGCUUCUCAGGAGCGGCAUCCCAGACCGGUUUCUUCUUUCACGUUCCUCGCUUCUUCCAAAGGAUCUUUGCGCAACCAAUGAUCAACUUACCGAGGCACGCGCGUGCGUUGCUGAACGCGGUUUGUCUGGUUGGGGCGUACGUGUCGGUUGAUGGUCGCCUCCAAAGCCUCCAGGCGGAUUUCCUCGCCUCCGCACUGGAAGACCUCUCGGCAACGCUGGGAGAUCUGAGCCCACCCGCCAUCCUGGACGUGUUGCAGACGGAGAUUCUGCUCGCGAACUACCUCUUUUCCUGCAACCGCCCCUUAGAAGGCGUCUAUCACAUGGAUGCCGCCUCUGCCAUGGUGCUGGCAAGUGGCAUGCACGAGCUCGGAGGCGGGCGCCAGACUCUGCCAGCAGACGCGCAACUUUCGAGGUACCAACCUCCUCCGCCUGUGGAUCAAAUCGAACAGGACGAGCGGGUCAAUGCGUUUUGGGCGAUGCUAGUGCUCGACAAGUGUUGGUCGCCGAUAAUGGGCCGCACGCCUAUUCUUCCAAACAACGACACUGAUCAUUUGACACUCUCAGAUGUGGCCGCUUAUGUAUUGGGUUCGACUGACCUCGACGACCGCAUCAUGCGGUUCCAGGCAGGGCUACAGACCCUCAACGCGAUUCAUCCUACCAGACAAGAUCUGCUCAGCAGACUGCUCCUCGUCCACAUGCUGGUCAAUUGCGCGACCAUACAGCUGCACAAGCCGCUCGACCUGCGAGGCAACGGGAUAGCGUUGGAUAGCCAGACCUUCGCAGCCGCGUGCGCCGCUGCAAACGCACUCAGUCAGAUCAACGUUCGCGCGCUCACGUUCAUCGACUCGUCCAUCGGGGUAAGCGGCAUCCUCGCAUCCUUGCAACCGCCUGUCUUACAUAUGCAUGUCUAG